Messenger RNA from Zonotrichia leucophrys gambelii, 3246 nucleotides. It is a transcript of the gene PHC2, whose product is annotated as polyhomeotic homolog 2. Gene Ontology annotation, cellular component: nucleus; PRC1 complex. Gene Ontology annotation, biological process: negative regulation of DNA-templated transcription. The transcript is spliced from 15 exons. The record is from RefSeq and is a predicted model, not a curated record. Lineage: Eukaryota; Metazoa; Chordata; Aves; Passeriformes; Passerellidae. Gene Ontology annotation, molecular function: chromatin binding; zinc ion binding; histone binding. Bases 200 to 2605 code for a protein of 801 amino acids.
CGCGCCGCCGCCUGAGGGAGGGAGGAGGGAGCGGGCCCGGCCCGGCCCCGCCGGGACCCCCGGGAUCCCCGCAACCCCCGCUCCGGGACCCCCCGGCGCCCCCCGGGCCAUGGCACAGCCCGCCCGCCGCCUCCGCCUCGCCCGGCCCGGCCCGCAGCUCUAGUCUGACCCCGUUCCACCGUCCUGGCCCGGCCCCGCCAUGGAGAAUGAGCAGCUCCCGGCCCCAGCUCCCGCCAGCAGCGCCGGCAGCGCGGCCCCAGCGCCCGCCAGCAGCGCGGCCGCGCGCCCCGCCGGGCCCCAGAUCUCCGUCUACAGCGGCAUCCCCGACCGCCAGACCGUGCAGGUGAUCCAGCAGGCGCUGCACCGGCAGCCCAACACGGCGGCGCAGUACCUGCAGCAGAUGUACGCGGCUCAGCAGCAGCACCUCAUGCUGCAGACGGCUGCGCUCCAGCAGCAGCACCUCACCAGCGCCCAGCUCCAGAGCCUGGCCGCUGUGCAGCAGGCAAGCCUGGCGGCGAACCGGCAAAGCAGCUCCUCGGGGAGCAACGGCACCCAGCCCGCCCCGGCACAGCAGCCCACGAUCAACCUGGCGACGUCGCCGGCGGCGGCGCAGCUGCUGAACCGGGCGCAGAGCGUGGGGCCCGGCGCGUCGGGCAUCGCUCAGCAGGCCGUGCUGCUGGGCAACACUGCCUCGCCCGCCCUCACCGCCAGCCAGGCCCAGAUGUACCUGCGGGCACAGAUGCUCAUCUUCACACCCACGGGCCCCGUCAGCGCUGUCCGGCCCGAGAGCCCCGCGCCGGCCCCUCCGCCGGCCCCGCCACCUGCCCCACCACCCAGCACCCCUCAGGUGCACAGCCUGGCCCUGCGCCCCGCCGGCCCCCACCUCCCUGCCCUGGCCAUGAAGCCCCCCGGGGGUGCCCCUCCCCGUGCUGGCCCCCCCCGGGGGCCCCCGCCCGAGCCCCCCGCCGAGCACCUCAAAAAGGCCGAGGGGCACGAGGGCCGCGCCCAUGGCCUGGCCCGCAGCGCCGCCCCCGCUGCCACCCACCCGCUCGUCACCCCAGCCUACGCCCCGCUGCAGCCCCCCCAGUUCCUGCAGCAGCCGCCGAAGCCGAUGCAGCCGCAGCAGCCGCAGCCGCAGCAGCAGCAGUUCGUCAUCCAGCAGCAGCAGCAGCAGCAGCUGGGCCCCCGUGGGCAGCCUCCCUCGGGCCCCCCCAGCACCCCCCAGCUCCAGCCCCUGCCCCCUGCCAGCCCCGGCCCGGGCCCCCAGCCCAAAACGGGGGUGCCCCAGGGAGCGGGGGGCGAGGGCGGCCCCCCCAACGGGCACCCCGGCUGCCACGCUGCCCCCCGCAAGUUCCAGCACGCCUCGGCUGUCAUCCUGCAGCUGCAGCCCGCCGGCCCCACGCCGUCCCUCGGGGUCCCCGAGGGCGCCCGCCGGGACCCGCUGCCCGUGCCGAGGAGCGCCGAGAGCCCGCCUGCCGCCCCGCCGCAGCCCCCCGCCCUCUCGCCGCCCGCCGCCCCCCCGGGCCCCGACACCCCCGAGGGCGAGCGGCCCCUCACGCACGAGCCCCCCGAGCGCCUCCAUGCGCAGCCCCGCAUUCCCGGGAUGACCUCGGGCUCCGGCAGCGCUGCCGCCACCGUCGCCGGCGCCGCCCCCCACAAUGGUGAGAACAAACCGCCCCAGGCCAUCGUGAAACCCCAGAUCCUCACGCACGUCAUCGAGGGCUUCGUCAUCCAGGAGGGCGCCGAGCCCUUCCCGGUGGGCCGCUCCUCGCUGCUGGUGGGGGCCCUGCACAAGCAGUAUGCACAGGAGCUGCUGCCAGACAAGCUGCCAGCACAGGACAACACCACCACCACCGACUCGGACAUGGAGGAGCCGUACCUGCAAGGUGUCCCUCCACGCCCCCCAGAAUCCAAAGAGGAGGGGAACCCCCCCAAGUUGAAGUGUGAGCUCUGCGGCCGCGUUGACUUCGCCUACAAAUUCAAGCGCUCCAAGCGCUUCUGCUCCAUGGCCUGUGCCAAGAGGUACAACGUGGGCUGCACCAAGAGGGUGGGGCUGUUCCACCCCGACCGCAGCAAACUGCAGAAACCGGGAGGGCCCCCCCACGGGCGGCGCCGCAGCUGCAAGGGGACCCUGCCCCCCCUGAGCAAGGACAGCAAGAAACAGCCCCCGGGGUCCGUCCCAGCGGGGUCGGUGACGGCGUCGUUGCAGCUCAACCACAGCCAGGAGGAUUCCAGCCGCUGCUCGGACAACUCCAGCUACGAGGAGCCGCUGUCGCCCAUCUCGGCCAGCUCCUCCACGUCGCGGCGCCGGCAGGGGGAGCGGGAGCUGGAGCUGCGGGACAUGGAGCUGCCCGAGCGCGACCUGCCCGGCCUCGGCCACCGCUUCCUGCCCAGCGAGCCCAGCAAGUGGAACGUGGAGGACGUCUACGAGUUCAUCCGCUCGCUGCCGGGCUGCCAGGAGAUCGCCGAGGAGUUCAGGACGCAGGAGAUCGACGGGCAGGCGCUGCUGCUGCUCAAGGAGGAUCAUCUCAUGAGCACCAUGAACAUCAAGCUGGGCCCUGCCCUCAAGAUCUACGCCCGCAUCAACAUGCUCAAGGACUCCUGAGGGGGGGGGGGCACGGGACCCCCAACUCCCCCCCCCCAGGGGACCCCUGACCCCCCCAAUGCGGCCCCGGGGAGGGGGCAAAGGGGGGGGAGACACUUGUGAGCACACCCCGCCCCCCCUGCCCCCCCCGGGGGGUGUAAAUAGCCCGUAGCUCUAGAGCCCCCCCACCCCUCACCCACCUUUGGGGGGUCACCUCCCCCCUUCUCCAGCAGGGAGGGGGGGUCCCCACGUGUCCCCCCCCGUGUCCCCCCCCCCAGGUGAGCAGAGCCAAGCAGGACGGUUGUUGCCUUAACGUGUGCUCCCUCCCCCAGCUGGGAUUGGGGCCCCCGCAGGGAGGUUUGGACGCCCCCCAAAAGGGGUCAGGGAGGGGUGGGGGGCGCGGAGGAGGCGUCACCCCCCGUUCACACACACCCCCCACGCUCUGGGCUGGGUUUGGGGGUGCCCAAGCAGAGGACAGUGGUGGGGGUCCCCCCCCAGGCAGGUAAGGACCCCCCCCCCACUCCCCCCUCAGCCAGCACGAUCUUUUUAAGAAAAGAAAAGGAAAAAAAAAAAAAUUGAAAAAAAACCACACAUGGUCCCACCCCCCCCUUUCCUGUUUUUUGUUUUUGUUUUUAAUAAACACUGAAAAAAAAAUAAUCAAA